CUAACAGCGGCAGCAGCUCAAUUCUUGCAGAGACUUUGUGCUGAACACACGUAACUCAGCUCGCGGCACUGAAACCAAACCACACAGUCCAAUAUUCCAAUCCAAAGAGGCAUUGACGAGAAAUUGUACUACAAACUCCGUUUAAAAGAGUUCUACAAAGCCUGAAACAACAGUUAGGCUAGCAAAAGCAAAGAAAGAGAGAAAGAAAGUGCAUUUGUGUGCAAAAGACUCGAAAGCCACAAUAGACAGCAGUGCAUAACACGUUGUAAAUUUACAAGAAAUAAAAGGCAAAUUUUGUGAACAGUGUAAAGUGUGCGAGAACUAAACGAUAACAACAACAACAACAAAAAACAUUCGAUCAAUAUCAGACACACAGAAACAGUUAUAGAUAAAAGCCGGUGCUUGUGUGUGCCGGAAAAGUGCCAAAAACACUUUUCCUUUCAUUUGCUAUUCGUUUUGUUUACAUUUUUUUUUACUGUUCGCUUGUACGCGCACUGUUGUUACUUUUCAUUUUUUUUAUUGUUGUUAUUAAAUAAUAUUCAACAUGACGACCAAAAUGGCAAUCAAUGCAAAGGAUAUAUUCCGCAAUCAGCAUCGCUUGAUCCGCUUCAUUGAGCAGUCCAUACGCCUCUGCAGCAAUCAGUCGCUGAAGACGGCACAGCAACAACAACAAAAGACGGCCACAGCUGAUUUUGAAAUCAGCACCUCGAUCAACACAGCCCACACACACGCCCCCGAGCCCAUCAAGCAUGACAAGGAUCUGGGAGAUUUGUUCAAGGCAUCUCAGCUGGCGGUGCGCCUGGCCACACCACAGCAGCUCCAACCCAAGCCGGACAACGAUGAGGAGCUGGGCUUUGGCAAAUUGUUUACGGAUCACAUGCUCAAGAUCUACUACCACAAGAGUUUGGGCGGCUGGCAGAAACCGGAGAUUACGCCGCUCGAGAAUCUAGUCAUGCAUCCAGCGGCGAAGGUGUUGCACUAUGCAGUGGAGCUCUUUGAGGGCAUGAAGGCUUAUCGUGGCGUAGAUGGCAAGAUUCGCAUUUUCCGUCCGGAUAUGAAUAUGAACCGCAUGAAUUUGGCCGCACAGCGCUCGGGUCUGCCCACAUUUGAAGGGAAGGAGUUUGUAGAAUGCCUCUCCCGCCUCAUCUCCAUCGACUCCGAGUGGGUGCCACACACAGAUGCCGCCAGCUUAUACAUUAGACCCACGCUCAUAGGCAUCGACCCAACGUUGGGUGUUGCUUCCUCCGAUUCGGCACUGCUCUACUCCAUACUCAGCCCAGUGGGCAGUUACUUUAAGACUGGCAGCAACGGUGCCGUUUCACUGCUCGCCGAUCCCAGCUACACACGUGCCUGGCCCGGCGGCGUCGGCAAUCGCAAGAUGGGCUCCAACUAUGCACCCACCAUCAAUGUACAAAAGGAGGCAGCAGCUCGUGGGCUGCAGCAGGUGCUGUGGCUCUACGGAGAGGAUCAUCAGCUAACCGAAGUGGGCACCAUGAACAUCUUUAUGUUCUUUGUCAAUGAGCAAGGAGAACAAGAGCUGAUUACCCCGCCAUUGAAUGGCCUCAUUCUGCCCGGCAUUACACGCGACUCCAUUCUUGCCAUGGCACGUCAGUGGGGCAAGUUCAAGGUGCGCGAGGCUGUCUUCACCAUGCCCAUGGUCUGUGAGCUGCUCAAUCAAGGACGCCUGUUGGAACUGUUUGGCACUGGCACCGCCUGUGUUGUAAGCCCUAUCAAUCGCAUCAACUACAUGGGCCAGGACCUCUACAUACCCACCAUGGAGCAGGAGAAGCCAGUCCAUGAGCUCAUACGCGAAACGCUCACUGACAUACAGUACGGCAAGGUGCCACAUCCCUGGUCGGUGGUCAUCGAUUAGGCGAGGAUGCAAUGGAUGCUCCCAACGGGCCCAAAAGAAAUCCUGCUGUCUAUUUUUUUUCGCUUGUGAGGGGAGAGGGGGCAACACAGAGUUGUGUAUUAGUAGGCUACGUUAAUGCUAGUUUAGUUGUUUGUCGAAAACGAAAAUGUUUCUGGGUUGCCAAUGUGCUCGAAUUUUAAUUCUCUGUUUGUUGCAUUUAACAUUCGAACUACAUACUACAUACAUACAUAAAUACUAUGCUAGUUACUAUAUAUACAUACUACUUAUAGCCAAGUUAAGGUACGGUGAACGACGCUGCACCCCAAGCUAUAUAGUUACUAUAACAAAUGUUAGGAGUUCGCACUUUUGCAGUUUUAAAGCAUAAUUUAUUAUAUAGAUAGAUUUUUUUUUUCCUUUUUUUUCGUAUUUGUAUAUACCUAGUUAAACGUUACAGAUUUAUAUUGAAGUAAAUUAUUGGUAGCAUGAAUGAGCUUUUACUUCCAAAUGGAUACAACUAUAAACUACUAUAUUUUAAAUAAUCCAAAACAGCUAAACCUAUUUAAUAGCCAAAGUUAUUUAAAAAGAAACAAAAACAAAGUAUGAAAUUGUAAAAAACUGUUUAAACAUAACUUUGGUAAACGUACCGGAGACAAAUGCAUUUAUUAGUUCUUUAAGUUGCCCAGAGGUCGCCGUCGAGUCGCAUUUACUGGCUAUUAUAUAAUAUAUACAUGUAUCUAUAUUUUGUUUAUUGGAGGUAAAAGCAGCUCGCAUUUGAAUAUAUAAAUAUAAAGCUGAAAGAAAAUAAAGCUGAAUGAUAAUGAGCUGCAGAGCAAGCUGUGACUAAACUACACAUGUAUUUAAAUCUUAAUUAAAUUAUGUAUGUUUAUUUGUAUACAAUACACACACACACACAAAUAUGUAUA
Drosophila busckii is the source of this 2775-nucleotide messenger RNA. It is a transcript of the gene Bcat, whose product is annotated as branched-chain-amino-acid aminotransferase, cytosolic. The transcript is spliced from 6 exons. Gene Ontology annotation, biological process: L-leucine biosynthetic process; L-valine biosynthetic process. Gene Ontology annotation, molecular function: branched-chain-amino-acid:2-oxoglutarate transaminase activity. Gene Ontology annotation, cellular component: mitochondrion. Bases 545 to 1873 code for a protein of 442 amino acids. The record is from RefSeq and is a predicted model, not a curated record. Lineage: Eukaryota; Metazoa; Arthropoda; Insecta; Diptera; Drosophilidae.